Camponotus floridanus (Florida carpenter ant) is the source of this 2818-nucleotide messenger RNA. Its product is annotated as poly(ADP-ribose) glycohydrolase-like. Gene Ontology annotation, molecular function: poly(ADP-ribose) glycohydrolase activity. The coding region runs from base 214 to 2664 and encodes 816 amino acids. Gene Ontology annotation, cellular component: cytoplasm; nucleus. NCBI's taxonomy places the organism in Eukaryota, Metazoa, Arthropoda, Insecta, Hymenoptera, Formicidae. The transcript has 11 exons. The record is from RefSeq and is a predicted model, not a curated record. Gene Ontology annotation, biological process: ATP generation from poly-ADP-D-ribose; regulation of DNA repair; carbohydrate metabolic process.
UCUGCAUCGAACACAAUCUAAAAAUCUAAAUGAUCUAAUUUGACCUUAUACCUUAUAUUGCAGUGUGAUGAAUAAUUUACCUCUUAUUUAUUCGUGAACAUUUAUAAAUUCAACGGAAAAGAAAAAAAAUUUUGAAAUUUUGGCUGUGUUAAUUACUUUGGCAGUACUGUGUGCAUUGAUGUUUUCAUAUUCUUUUCACGGAAAGUAUAUUUUAUGGAAGAUAAAAUGUCAGAGUCGGACAUAUUUGAUGAGAAACGUUCUACAAGUUUAUUUUCGAAUGAAAAAUUAUCAACAAACCUCAGCAUGGACAUUGCCAAUUCAGACUCAGAUUCCAUGUCUAUUUAUAUUAAUGAACCAGAAUUCUCGGAAGACGUACCUGAAUGGAAGGGAAUGAGCAUGAAUGAAAUACGUAAAGGUUUUGGCAUAUAUGAAUAUCGAGAACAUCCACCAAUUGUUCCUUCUACAAAGCAUACAGUGCUGUUUAGGUUACCAUUAUCUACACAUGAACCACCAAAGCCUUAUCCGACGCAUAAAAUAGACAAAUGGAGCCAUGGAUAUGUACGAUUGCCAUGUUCUGCACAUUGUAUUUACCCAGUUGAUCAGAGAAAUGGAGAUCGUGGUUGUCGAAAUAGGUGGGAUAUGAUCCAGGAAGCUUUGCUAAGAAGCAUUCUCUCCAGUCAACAAUUAGAAAAUGCUAUACUUUCAUAUAAUCAAAUAUAUGCACAACGUUGGAAUUUUUCAGCACUUCAUCAUUUUUUUUCAGAGAUUUUGGAUCCAGAAGAGACAGCUGUUUUCUUCAAAACUUUAAUGCCAAAAAUAAUCCAACUUGCUCUGCAACUUCCUAUGCUGUUAACUGGUGCGAUACCUCUUCUGAAACGUCAUACUAAUGGUUUUAUUAGUUUAAGUCAACUGCAAGUAGCUUCGCUACUAGCAAAUGCAUUUUUUUGUACAUUUCCUAGACGUAAUUCCAGUAAUCCACAAUCGGAAUAUGCAACAUAUCCAUAUAUUAAUUUUAAUAGAUUGUUUGCUGCUUAUAGUGAGGAAAAACAUAAUCAGUAUGAAUCAGUGAUGGAAAAAAUCAAGUGUCUGCUCCAUUACUUUAGGAGAGUAACAGCUAAAGCACCUGAAGGUGUAAUAACAAUUGAACGGCGUUAUAUUCCUCGUGAAAACUGUCCGAAAUGGAACUUGCAGAAUCAAAAAUUAUCAUCACUGCAUAUAACAAGUAAAGGGACCAUUGAAAAUGAAGGCGCUGGAUUACUUCAAGUGGAUUUUGCAAACAAAUAUGUGGGCGGAGGUGUGCUAGGCUUAGGAUGUGUACAAGAGGAAAUACGAUUUGUUAUAUGUCCAGAGCUUAUGGUCACUAUGUUAGUUACGGAAGAAUUAGAUGAUACUGAGGCUCUCAUCGUCAGUGGUAUCGAGCGAUACAGUAAAUAUGAAGGUUACAGUAACACUUUUAAGUGGAAAGGAGAUUUCAUUGAUGAGACACCAAGGGACGACAGUUGCAGGCGUAUGACGUCAAUCGUUGCCAUUGAUGCUCUUUAUUUUAGACAGCCCUCGUUGCAGUUCAAAAUCGAUAAUAUAACUCGUGAACUUAAUAAGGCUUACGUUGGAUUUGUCGGAUCUGAUAUUUAUAAGAAUAAUCUAUCCGCUAUUGCAACGGGAAACUGGGGAUGCGGAGCGUUUCGUGGAAAUCCGAAGUUAAAAGUAUUGAUACAAUUAAUGGCUGCUGCAGUUGCAGGUCGAUCUAUGGUUUACUUUACUUUCGGAGACACAAUGUUAAGAGACGAUGUGGCAGCAAUGUAUGCACAUUUAGUUCAACAUGAUAUUGAUAUAGCACGACUUUAUUCAAUGAUGUCAGAAUAUCAUCAAGAAUCUGUAUCAAGUGACCAUUCGGAUUUUUAUCGUUUUUUGUACAACAAAAGCAGGAUAAAGCCGUUGAGCAAAUAUUUUCCGAUAAAAAAUAAAAAUUCCUCAGCAAAUAUUUUUGCCAAAAACUCGAAUGAUACAUUAUCUGAAAAAAGCAAAAAUGUGGCAUUAAAUAAAAAUGUUUUUAACAAGCAUCUUUAUGAAAUGACAGAAGAAGAAAAGAUAAUAAAUUGGCUGGCCAGUUGCGAUGACGAUAACGACGAUAAUACUAAACUCGAUAUAAAGGACGCGUGUAAUGAGAAAACUAAGAACAAUCUGAAAGAAUCAAACAAUGUUAAAGAAAGCAGUGAUUUACAUUUUGUAAAUGAUAUUAUCGGAGAAAACAAAAGUCAGGGAGAUAAAGUAUUAUGUAAGUUGAACAAAGAUGUAAAUUUUUCAAGUUUGAAACAGUCGAUUACUCAACAUUCUAUUGACGAUCGAGAUACGUCAAAGAAUAUCAAAUUCGAAUCGUCGGAAUUUAAUGGUAGUGAGUCUAUUAAAAUUUUACGAGACUAUUCUGUUUCGGAAUCCUAUAAACAAGAAUCACUUUCGAGAAAGAGCCAAAGGGAAAUCUCGAACGAACGAGAUACGUCAAAGAAGAUCAAGCCCGAAUUAUCGUUGGAAUCGUCAAAACUAAAUGACAGUGAAUCUAUUGAAAUCUUAAGAGAUUAUUCCGUUCCGGAAUCACACAAACAAAAAUCACUUCCGAGAAAGAGCGGCCAAACGAAGAUCUCGGAUUUUUUCCACCGAAUAUCAUAAAUAAUACUGAAUAAUCAUUUUUUUCAAUAUAAUGUUAAUCUGCUCUCACAGAUUUUAUUCACGAUUGUAAACAUUUUCUAUAUAUUCCGUAAUCUUAAACUAAAUCACAAGAUGUAAAUAAAAUUCGAUGCAAAAUAAUUAUACGAGCAUCUGA